This is a messenger RNA of Hypoxylon trugodes, 1067 nucleotides long. Its product is annotated as 50S ribosomal protein L1. NCBI's taxonomy places the organism in Eukaryota, Fungi, Ascomycota, Sordariomycetes, Xylariales, Hypoxylaceae. The transcript has 2 exons. Bases 64 to 996 code for a protein of 310 amino acids. The record is from RefSeq and is a predicted model, not a curated record.
UUUCUCAAGUUUCGUCGUAGUCCAUCGCAAAGCCACCACUAUCGACGACUACUGAGAAUCGCAAUGGCUUCAGCAAACCAGUGUAUUGCUUCGCUGGCGAGGCUAAGUCUAUCAGUAUCUAAGAGACCAGUCCAAUCAACACUUCCUAGAUUUCUAGCUCCCUCGAUAGUCCAAACACGAUGCAAGAGCGCCGGAUCUACGGCUAUGCAAAAGCGAGAACGAGACAAGGCCAAACUCAAGAAGAAGAAGAAACAGAAUCGUCAUAAGGAAUAUAAAUAUGCUACACCAAGCCAGGAGGAACGAUAUUCGAUAUGCGAUGCCAUGCGAUAUUUGCGAGCUUUCGAAGUUGGCCGCCCUCCAUCCUCUGCAACCUAUGAAGUCGCUUUAAAAAUUAGAACACCUAAGAACAGUUUGGUUCUUCGAGAUCGGAUACGUCUACCCUACCCAAUCAAGAACGACACUCGCAUUGCUGUUAUUUGCAAGGAAGGCAGUGGUUCUAUGCACGAUGCCCGUGCGAUGGGUGCUGUUGCCUUUGGAGAAGAAUCUCUAUUCGAACUUAUCAAGGCCAAUCCGAACAAGCUGCCUUUUAACCGUCUGAUUUGUCAUGUCGACUGCGAACCUGCCCUCAAGAAAGCUGGUCUUGGUCGAAUACUCGGUCCCAAAGGUUUGAUGCCCAGUUUAAAGACCAAUACCAUAACAAAAAGUGUGGGGGCUAUGAUGCGUGACAUGGCUGGUGCUGAGUCCUACAGGGAGAGGAUUGGAGCUAUCCGUAUGCCUAUUGGUAACAUCCAAUUUACUCCUAAGAUGUUAUCCGAGAAUAUCAAGGCGCUCGUGACGGCGGUGAGGGAAGGUACUAUGAGGAUGGAAGACAAAGUUAAGAAGGAUUUGAUCGAAGUUGUACUGAGCUCUACGAGUGGACCGGGUUUCAGCUUGAAUGGUGCCUUCAAUUCUACAGAUGAGAAGGUCAAACCGGAGUAUUUAAGCACGGCUAUGUAAACAUUCAUAUACCCGGGAAGCAAAGCAGUGUAAAAAUUGUAUCAUAUUUUAUAUAAGCAAUACAUAUGUAU